Uranotaenia lowii is the source of this 3760-nucleotide messenger RNA. It is a transcript of the gene REPTOR, whose product is annotated as protein CREBRF homolog. Gene Ontology annotation, molecular function: RNA polymerase II transcription regulatory region sequence-specific DNA binding; DNA-binding transcription factor activity, RNA polymerase II-specific. The coding region runs from base 152 to 1363 and encodes 403 amino acids. The record is from RefSeq and is a predicted model, not a curated record. Gene Ontology annotation, cellular component: nucleus. NCBI's taxonomy places the organism in Eukaryota, Metazoa, Arthropoda, Insecta, Diptera, Culicidae. The transcript has 5 exons. Gene Ontology annotation, biological process: response to unfolded protein; regulation of transcription by RNA polymerase II.
UUCACCCGGCAGUCACAGUUCCAGUCCAUCUCUAGGUUACACCCAGACCCACACACCGCCACCACAGAAUCGACUCCAGCAACAGCUCAAGAUCAAUGCCAUCAACAAUAACCGUUUGAACAACGCAGAACAAAAUGACACAGCUUCAACUAUGUCCAACAACAAUGGUCUAAGUCGUAACCCGGGCAAUGUAGGGCAGGUGCAGUACAACCCGAAGUAUUCCACGCUCCAACAACUUCUGAUGAGCAACAACUCAGCAGAUCGUAGCGGAAUGGUUUUGGGACAAUCGGUACCGGGCAAUUCAUCGGUCCUUAUGGCAGGAACUUCGCCGGGAGGUUUCAGUGGUCGUCGCAUGCUACACCACCUACAGGCCCAGGCCGGUUCCAGUCAUUCGGGAGUUGGAGGAGCCGGCAGUGGUGGUGGCACAAGUGGAGGUACUAUGUCUCGUCUGUCAUCCUCGGCCCCGACCCACAUGGGAAUGGAAAUGAUGAUGUGGCAACGGAGAGAACCACGUCCUCAUUUGCUUUCGACAGGCAGCUUAGCAGAAGCCGGAUCGACGUCCUCCCUCAGUACCGGUAGCGUACUGAGCCCGGAGGCACCCGAUUUUUCGCAUGACGAAGGAUACUCUGACGAUAGCGACCACUACGAGGACUAUUCUAGCGGAGAAGAAGAAUCAGACAACGAGGACGCCAACAAGUCAUCCGAUGGAGGUCCCUCCAGCAGUUCGAAAGCCAAGCGGUAUUUCUGGCAGUACAACGUACAAGCUAAGGGUCCCAAGGGUCAACGGCUGGUCAUCAAAACCCAAACCGAGGAUCCGCACGUGUUGAACGAGAUAACCGAUCCGGUCUUCAGUCCCCAUUGCUAUGUGCGCGGCAUCAAGCACAGUGGAAAAGCUCGAAAGGGAGAUGGCAAUGAUUUGACUCCGAAUCCGAAAAAGCUGCACAGCAUCGGCAAGGAGCUGGAUAAGCUAGGACGAGUGAUAAACGACAUGACUCCGGUGAGCGAGCUGCCCUUCAAUGCGAGGCCCAAAACGAGGAAGGAGAAAAAUAAACUCGCCUCUCGCGCCUGUCGGUUGAAGAAGAAGGCUCAGCACGAGGCCAACAAGCUGAAGCUGUACGGCUUGGAAACCGAACAUAAACGUCUCCUCACCGGAAUCGCCCAAAUCAAACACAUCCUGGUCAACAAGUGCAGUCAAGUCCCAACAGAAUCUUCGGAAGAGUAUGCCCAAAAGAUGGACAGCAUAGUCAAGGCAGCAACGAAAGUCAAAAUUGCCGGAAAUUCUACCGAGUUCGUCAACAAGAUCAUAGAAACGGUCAAAUCCGGCCAGAGUGUCAACGUUGAUAAAAUUCUGGAAGAAUUUUAAGAACCAGCGGCAUCGAAAGGAUAUUUUUCUGACAUUGAAACGUUUUGAUUGAUGAGACUGUAAGAUAAUACAUUAGCAUGUUAAGGAACAAAUUGAAGAUUUUUUACAAGAGAUGAUGCGCCAAAAAGUUGUGGAUCACAUUUGAAAGGAGAUAACGCUAUUUAUCCACCCGCAUAAUUGCAUACAUACAUAUACAUAUAUUUACAUAUAUUUUUAUACUACGUAAUCUGAGCACAACUAUAGGACCAGCAAAAUGGAUCCGUUUCAAAGAAGAAAAAAAUUGCAAGCCAUGGCUUAAUUUCAGGGAAUGAUGAUGAGAUAUAGAUGGCAGUGAUAAGGCUGCCGGUGAUGUGGUUGCAAGCAACGAUGAUGGGUCAGUAAAACUGGCUGACUGAACGUGGUGAUAUCUGAUAACGGUUCAACCGAGUGAUAAAUCUGUGAAUCGAGCUCAGGACACAUUUUGAAAAGUUUGAUACCUGCAAGGACGCCAGAAGCUUUGCUCGGCCAAGAACGUUUUGUUUGAUUUUUUCUUUAAAUUUCGUCAAGCAUCGUACCCCCUCGAAAACAACAAUUAAAAAAAAAGAAGAAAAAAGAUUGCCUUCCGCAACGGAUUGAAAUUAGAUCAGCGUCUCCUUAGCGAUGAAUGAAAAUGCUGAAGAUAACAUAUGUACCUUAUAUAUUCAUAUUACACUAUGAUUAAUUGUGAAGUUUAUAUGAUUAUAAAGAUAAGAGUUUUAUUUUAUCCAGGUUCGAGUGCUAGGUAUUAAGAGAAAAAAUCAAGUUGAUGAUCAGAGUGUUAAUUGAUUAGGAGUUGGACACAUUUUACUCUUCUUUAUAUUACCUAACAAACAAAUGAUAAUUAAGUCCUUCUUUCUUCGCAAGUUGGGCCACUUCAUGAUUCUAAAUUUAGGUUAGCAUGUUAUGAAUUUCAUUUGAUUCAAAAAAGUGAAAAGAGUGUUUUGUUCUGUAAAUUACAGAGUGUAAUCAUAAGAGAAUGUUUUUAUCUCAUUGGAAAGAUAUUCUGGCGGUAGAUGGGUUUCACUUUUUUGAAAAGCUCUUUUGCUGGCUUCUAGGUGAACUGUUUCGGUGACAAUUGAUCUAAGACAAACACACCGGAUUGGCUUGACUAAUACAUUUACAUGAUGCAUUUAAGUUGUACUGCUGAAACAAUUCACUUGCUCCCGCAAAGUCCAUAAAAUGUAAAAUCAGUGUAAUAUUUUGUUCAAGUUUUCCCAUUUAUGUUUAGCUUGUUCUUAGCGAACGACAUCUGUGAUUAUAUCUUUAUUAGUGAGUGUCUUUUUUGGUUUUUCUUAUAUUAGCUUUACAGAUAAAUUUACUUUUAAUAAUUGUUUAAUUAUAAGCUGAGGUUAUAAAAAAUUGAAAAGUUUCGAUCGGAGCUGUUCGUUGAGUGAUUUACCAAUUUGAAUUGAGCAAAAAUGAUACUUUACGGUUCCUAAAACUGAAGUUUAAAUUGUAAUGAUUUGCAGUUGACAACAGCCUUUAAGUAGAUUACAUAUGCUUAUCCCUAAUGUAUGUUAUCAUUGCUGAGCUGGACUCCAGAAGAAGUCACUAGACUCGCAUUUCAUUUAAAUUUAAUCCCUACUGUAAAACUCAUUUAUUGUGAGCAUGUUUCUACAUAUGAAUAUGCUAGAUAUCUCCAUAAAGCAGCGUUUGUUUGAGUCGAAAUAUUACCAACACAAAAUUCCAUUGACAAGUAACGAAAAAUCGAAAUAACUGACCAUACCUUGUAAUUCAUAAAGGAACGUACGGUGGAGAUGGGAUAGGAUGUUAUAGUUAGGUUUAACGUAUACACUGGAAAUUUGAAAAUCUGGUCGAUACCACUACCUCAUACAUUUGAAGAAGGCAAAAAGUAACUAAAUAGCACGGUAAUAACAAUAUACCAAAAAUGAACACAUUGAAUAAAACAAAGCUAAAAGCACACGAACGAUGUCCAUAGAUUUGUACUGGCCAACGAAGUUGAUGACGGAAUCCGUUAAACCGAAUACGAGUAUGCAAAAUGCCAUAUGAAACGAAACGUAGAAUACACACAGAAAUCCAGAAGGAUAAGUUUAAAAGCGAUCUGUUCUUUCUUCUAACAAUCACUUUUCUAGUUGGAAAGUAAAACCUUUUGAAAUAUUCAGCAUCUGGUCCUGCUAGAAGGACAGGACUUGAUCAUAAAAGAACAGUAACGAAAAACAAACAAGUUUGAUUAAUUCGUGUAUGCACUACACUUCAAUCCUAUCAACGUGUAGUACACAAUGGCACGUGCAAAAAUCGCCAUUAACAAGCUAAAUCUGAACAUCUUAUAAUAUACUACAUAUUAAAUUCACAAACCACAUUGUAAUAGCUGUGCUUAUGUUGAAUGAGAUCAAUAAUCCAAAAUCCAUAAAAACCUGA